AAAAAUAAUGAAUAAAAGUAAAAGUGCUGUUGUGUGUGCGUGCGCGGAAUGUUUUCUCGUUCGAAGUUUUUGAAUUUGCUGCAAAUUUCCACCUAGGAAAUCGAUCGAAAUAGUUGUUAAUUAUUAAUUCUUGAUAUACGCAGUAGCCACGGUUCGGCCACAACACUGGUGCAGCAGCAAGGAUGGCCCCUACGAGGAAACCGAACGACGGCCUUCUGGCACGGGUCAAUUUUCCUCUCUACACAAUCGAAAUGCUCACCAGUCGACACGUCCUUGUCGGUGGCGGUGGCGGAGCCUCCAAGACCGGAGUGGCCAAUGGUUUUGAGAUAUUCGAAAUCUACCACGAUGGCGAAAAGUAUGUGGCCGAUGAAGUGAUUCGGCACGAAACAGGGCCUACGGUGGUCAUGAACUGCGCCACGAAGAAUGACGAGAAACGCACCCUGCUGGUGGCAGGUCAGGAAAGUCACUGCCAAAUGUAUUUCGUAAAUCCAAUUAUUAGCUCCCCUGAUGGAGAAUAUAUUGGAGGUAAAACGGAAACAUUGGAUGGACUAAGAAAACGUAAGAAUGUUUCCUACCAGCCGCAAGCUAAUGGACAGGUCAAACCGGACAAUCAGCAUCAAGCCGACUCGAAGAAGGGUACCGAAGGUGAUCGUGUCAAAAAGAUAAUUAGAUUCGAAAUUAAAACCAGUGACUCGGUUCAGACUGAUUUUACGGAAGCGGAACCACUGCAGCGAGUUGUUCGGAUUAGUCCCAAUGGCCGCCUGAUGGCCACUGGUGGAACGGACGGUCAUCUGCGACUGUGGAAUUUCCCAAAGAUGACCAUCCUAUCUGAUAUUUCUGCCCACACGAAGGAGAUUGAUGAUUUGGACUUCAGUCCGGACAAUAAGUACAUCGUAUCGAUAGCCAAAGAUGGACUGGGGGUAAUUUGGUCGAUCAAUCCCGACAAGGAGUCUCGAAAGCUGACGUGGAACCCUCCGGAGGGUAUCCGAUACAUGUUCAAGCGGUGUCGAUAUGGCCUGGUCGAAGGUCACAAGGAUAAGCACCGGUUAUUUACGCUGGCCAAUCCGUUUGCCAAAUCGGGCAAAGCGAAGGGUCUGCUGCAGCAGUGGGAUCCGGAAGUGGGUCGGUUGACCCGCGUCGUGGAGAUCGAUGAGUCGCUUGCCGCCCUGGCGGUGCGAGAUGACGGUCGCUUCGUAGCUGUGGGAACCAUGUUCAGUGGAUCGGUCUCGAUCUAUAUUGCAUUUAGCUUGCAGCGAGUGUUGCACAUUCCGAAUGCUCAUGCAAUGUUCGUGACCGGACUGGAGUUCUUGCCGGUGACGAAUUUCGAUGGACCGGCCAUCAGCGCGAACACCGAGGCGGCGGUACUGUCGAUUUCGGUGGACAAUCGGAUCUGCGUUCACAGUUUGCAAUAUAGACAUUCACUUCCAGCAUGGGUGGCAAUAUUCGCAAUAGUGGCAAUCUUGUUCAUCACUUUCUGUUUUUGCUCAUACAUCGGAUUGUAGUGUUUCUUAGGAUCGGCGGAGAUAAUUAAUUAUCCUAUAUAGAAAAUAUGCGUAAUUUUGUGUUUGCAAAAAGGUGCCGUUGAAAUGUCGUUGUUAGUUUUGUACAGUUGUAUGUAGAAGGAAAUAGGAUUCAUUAUUCAGGUGAUAAAACAAAUUAUACUUUUAAGUUUCACCAAUGUGACUACAUCAGACAUGAAACAGCAACUACAAAUAUUAAUCAAAUAGCUUUUUUAAGUCACGAAGAUGUUAAUUUAUUAGAAUGAAAAAAAAAAUGUAGUGCAUAGUUUGUUACACACGAAUAAAGGCGUUAACGCAUGCAUUGUA
Messenger RNA from Armigeres subalbatus, 1826 nucleotides. Its product is annotated as prolactin regulatory element-binding protein. Gene Ontology annotation, molecular function: GTPase activator activity; guanyl-nucleotide exchange factor activity; protein binding. The transcript has 3 exons. Bases 183 to 1502 code for a protein of 439 amino acids. Gene Ontology annotation, biological process: protein secretion. Gene Ontology annotation, cellular component: endoplasmic reticulum membrane. The record is from RefSeq and is a predicted model, not a curated record. NCBI's taxonomy places the organism in Eukaryota, Metazoa, Arthropoda, Insecta, Diptera, Culicidae.